Molecule: messenger RNA, 2265 nt
Organism: Helicoverpa armigera (cotton bollworm)
Lineage: Eukaryota; Metazoa; Arthropoda; Insecta; Lepidoptera; Noctuidae
Product: probable peroxisomal acyl-coenzyme A oxidase 1
Exons: 13
Coding region: 95-2104 (669 amino acids)
Biological process (GO): lipid homeostasis; fatty acid beta-oxidation using acyl-CoA oxidase
Cellular component (GO): peroxisome
Molecular function (GO): FAD binding; fatty acid binding; acyl-CoA oxidase activity
Source: RefSeq, a predicted model, not a curated record
CCGACCUCACUCAGCCUAUGUUUAAGGCGCGCAUAUCAGUCAGUCGGGUAAACGCCUCGAUGUCAUACGCGUUGUAUUGUAAAUAAAUUAAUCUAUGAAUAUGGAUAAAGUGAACGAGGACUUAGUUAAGGAAAGGGCGAAGUGCACCUUCAAUGUGGAAGAACUGACCUUCUUUCUUGAUGGCGGGAAGGACAAGACUUUGGAAAGGAAGGAGAGAGAAAGGGUGAUGCUGACGAAGAAAGAGGAGCUCUUUGGCGGCAUCCCAGAUGAAUAUCUAAGUCAUAAAGAGAAAUAUGAGAACUCGAUACGAAAGGCGGUCAUCCUGUUCAGUUUGCUCCGAAAAAUUCAGAAGGAAAAUAACACAGACCUUUUUAAUUACAGAAAUCUUCUUAGCGGUGUUCUAGGAUCUUCGAUUUCUCAGGACGGGUCGCCCUUCGGGCUUCACUAUAUAAUGUUCAUGCCAGUAUUCAUGAGCCAGGCUGAUGAGGAACAGCAAGCGAAGUGGCUGCAUCGUGCCAUGAAUUGUGGCAUCAUUGGCAGUUAUGCUCAGACGGAACUUGGUCAUGGCACGUUUAUCCGUGGCCUGGAGACGACGGCCACUUACGACACUGCUACUGAGGAGUUUGUGUUGCACAGUCCUUCGCUUACUGCUUACAAAUGGUGGCCCGGAGGAUUGGGCAACACAGCAAACUACUGCAUCGUGAUAGCCCAACUAUACUCCAAGGGUGAAUGCCAUGGAAUCCACUCCUUCAUCGUCCAGGUCCGAGACGAGGAGACUCACAUGCCACUACCAGGGAUCAAAGUUGGAGAGAUCGGGGUGAAAAUGGGACUGAACUCUGUAAACAAUGGCUUCUUAGGCUUUGAGAAAGUUAGGAUACCUAGGACUAAUAUGCUGAUGAAACAUGCUAAGGUUUUAAAGGACGGAACAUACGUGAAAUCUAAAAACUCCAAGCUCAUCUACGGUACUAUGGUGUUCGUGCGGGUCGUCAUCGUGUUCGACUCUGUCAACUACCUGGCUAAGGCUAUCACCGUUGCUACCAGAUAUUCUGCUGUUAGGAGACAAUGUCAGCAAAAAGAAAGUGAACCAGAGCGUCAGAUCUUAGACUAUGUAACUCAACAGGACAAGGUAUUGUCGUCGAUAGCCGGUUGUUAUGCCAUGAAGAUGAAUGCGUGGCGGCUGUGGGAUACAUUCAAUGUUAUAAAUGAUCAGUUGCAUAAGGGCAAUAUGGAGAGAUUGGGUGAGCUACACGCACUAGCCUGCUGUUUAAAAGCAAUCAGCACGACAGACUCGUCAAUGUUCACGGAGCGCUGCCGGCUGGCAUGCGGCGGCCACGGCUACAUGGUGUCCUCCAACUUGCCGCCCACCUACGCGCUCACCACUGCCUCCUGCACCUAUGAGGGAGACAACACUGUGCUGCUGCUGCAGACUGCCAGGUUCUUACUAAAGACUUGGAAACAAAUCGACUCAGCACCAUUGACGCCCACGGUCGCCUACUUGAAAACCGUCUCCGAUCCGGGAUUCUCUGACAAAUGGGACAACUCUGUAAAGGGCAUUAUUCGAGGCUUCCAAACAGUCGCCAUGAAGAAAAUAUCCUGGUGUGUGGAAAGUAUGACCAAUAAAAUAAUGUCUGGAAUGUCUCAAGAAGAUGCGUGGAAUACAAUUUCGAUUCAAUUAGUUUCGGCUGCUGAGUCACACUGUCGAGCGAUAGUGAUAUCGACCUUCUACGAGGACAUGACUCGUGCUAUGAAGACCAUGUCUCCGCAAUUGGCUGAAGUGAUGGGACAGCUGAUCGAGUUGUAUGCCGUCUUCUGGGCGCUGGAGAGAGUGGGCGAUUUGUUACAGUAUACGUCCAUUUCGAACACCGAUGUGGUGAACUUGAGGACUCGGUACGAGCAGCUGCUGAGGCAAAUUAGACCUAACGCCGUUGGACUUGUGGACGCUUUUGAUAUAAUCGACGAGUUACUUCAGUCCACCCUGGGAGCAUACGACGGUCGCGUGUACGAGCGUCUGAUGGAGGAAGCGCUGAAGAGUCCGCUCAACGCGGAGCCCGUCAACCAGAGCUUCCACAAGUAUCUCAAGCCAUUCAUGCAGGGGAAACUGUGAUACAACUUACCAUGACAAACAAAAAUCAACCUUGUGAUAUUCACUUAAGAGCUAUAAUUUGGUAAAUUAUUUAAUUGCAUUUAAUACUUUUUUUUGUAAGUUUUUACACAAUCUGUGAUGGGAUUUUUUGCUCAAUUUAAUGUACAAAAUGUAUUAAGUAU